Manis pentadactyla (Chinese pangolin) is the source of this 5585-nucleotide messenger RNA. It is a transcript of the gene DIAPH1, whose product is annotated as diaphanous related formin 1. Gene Ontology annotation, molecular function: small GTPase binding; microtubule binding; actin binding. The record is from RefSeq and is a predicted model, not a curated record. The transcript is spliced from 27 exons. The coding region runs from base 146 to 3913 and encodes 1255 amino acids. NCBI's taxonomy places the organism in Eukaryota, Metazoa, Chordata, Mammalia, Pholidota, Manidae. Gene Ontology annotation, biological process: actin cytoskeleton organization; actin filament polymerization. Gene Ontology annotation, cellular component: actin filament; cytoplasm.
CAUGAGGCGCGCGCAGCCGGCAUGCUAAUGAGGCGGGGCGCGGCAGCGGGCUGAAGAGCUGUUGGGCGGCGGCGGCAGCGGCCGGUUUGGAGCUACCGGGCGGUUGCGGUGUAGGCGCGGGGCACCGGCCAGCGUGAACCUGGACAUGGAGCCGCUCGGCGGGGGCCUGGGGCCCGGCCGCGGGACCCGGGACAAGAAGAAGGGCCGGAGCCCGGACGAGCUGCCUGCGGCAAGCGGCGACGGCGGCAAAUCCAAGAAAUUUCUGGAGAGAUUUACCAGCAUGAGAAUUAAGAAGGAGAAAGAAAAGCCCAACUCUGCUAAUAGAUAUUCUUCUGCUUCAUAUGGGGACGACCCUGCAGCACAGUCAUUGCAAGAUGUUUCAGAUGAUCAAGUUCUAGUACUCUUUGAACAGAUGCUGCUGGAUAUGAACCUGAAUGAGGAGAAACAGCAACCUUUGAGGGAAAAGGACAUCAUCAUCAAGAGGGAGAUGGUGUCCCAGUACUUGCACACCUCCAAGGCUGGCAUGAACCAAAAGGAGAGCUCUAGGUCCGCCAUGAUGUACAUUCAGGAGCUGAGGUCAGGCUUGCGGGAUAUGCCUCUGCUCAGCUGCCUGGAGUCCCUUCGUGUCUCGCUCAACAACAACCCUGUCAGUUGGGUGCAGACAUUCGGUGGGGAGGGCCUGGCCUCCUUAUUGGACAUCCUUAAACGACUCCAUGAUGAGAAGGAGGAGACGGCUGGGAGCUACGACAGCCGUAACAAGCAUGAGAUCAUUCGUUGCUUGAAAGCUUUUAUGAAUAAUAAGUUUGGAAUCAAGACCAUGCUGGAUACACAAGAAGGAAUCCUGCUGCUGGUCAGAGCCAUGGAUCCUGCUCUUCCCAACAUGAUGAUUGAUGCAGCUAAGCUGCUUUCUGCUCUUUGUAUCCUGCCACAGCCAGACGACAUGAAUGAAAGGGUUUUGGGGGCCAUGACAGAAAGAGCCGAGAUGGAUGAGAUGGAACGCUUCCAGCCACUGUUGGAUGGGUUAAAAAGUGGGACCUCCAUUGCACUCAAGGUGGGAUGCCUACAGCUGAUCAAUGCUCUCAUCACACCAGCUGAAGAACUUGACUUCCGAGUUCACAUCCGAAGUGAACUGAUGCGCUUGGGGCUGCAGCAGGUGUUACAGGACCUCCGAGAGAUUGAAAACGAUGAUAUGAGAGUGCAGCUGAAUGUAUUUGAUGAGCAAGGGGAGGAAGAUUCCUAUGACCUGAAGGGGCGGCUGGAUGAUAUUCGGAUGGAGAUGGAUGACUCCAGUGAAGUCUUCCAGAUUCUGUUCAAUACCGUGAAGGACUCAAAGGCAGAAUCACACUUCCUGUCCAUCUUGCAGCACCUACUUUUGGUCCGAAAUGACUAUGAGGCCAGACCGCAGUACUAUAAGUUGAUUGAAGAAUGUACUUCUCAGAUAGUUCUGCACAAGAAUGGGGCUGAUCCUGACUUCAAAUGUAGGCAUCUCCAGAUUGAUAUUGAGGGAUUGAUUGAUCAAAUGAUUGAUAAAACAAAGGUGGAGAAAUCUGAAGCCAAAGCUAUGGAGCUAGAAAAAAAGUUGGACUCAGAGUUAACAGCCCGACACGAGCUGCAGGUGGAAAUGAAAAAGAUGGAGAGUGACUUUGAGCAGAAGCUCAAGGAUCUUCAGGGAGAAGAGGAUACAUUGCAUUCUGAAAAACAACAGCUUGCUGCAGAGAAACAGGAUCUGGAAACAGAGGUGUCCCAGCUUACAGGACAGGUUGCCAAGCUGUCCAAGGACCUGGAAGAUGCCAAGAAAGAAAUUGCUUCUCUCUCUGCCGCAGUUGCCGUAGCACCUCCCAGCAGGGCUCCUGUUCCCCCUGCCCUUCCUUUACCUGGUGAUUCUGGCACUGUUAUUCCACCCCCACCCCCUCCUUUACCAGGAGGGCUGAGCAUACCUCCACCACCACCUCUUCCUGGGAGUGGUACCAUUCCUCCGCCACCACCUCCCCCUCCUUUGCCUGGGUGUGCUGGCAUCCCCCCACCCCCUCCUUUGCCUGGGGUUACUGGCAUCCCCCCACCCCCUCCUUUGCCUGGGGUUACUGGCAUCCCCCCACCCCCUCCUUUGCCAGGGUUUACUGGCUUCCCCCCACCUCCCCCUUUGCCUGGGGCUACUGGCAUCCCCCCACCUCCCCCUUUGCCUGGGGCUACUGGCAUCCCCCCACCUCCCCCUUUGCCUGGGGCUACUGGCAUCCCUCCACCACCUCCCUUGCCUGGGGGACCAGGAAUGCCACCUCCCCCUCCCCCUCUUCCUGGUGGUCCUGGAAUCCCUCCACCCCCUCCGUUUCCUGGAGGCCCCGGCAUCCCCCCGCCUCCCCCUUUUGGAUUUGGAGUUCCUGCAGUACCAGUUCUGCCAUAUGGUUUAACCCCAAAGAAGCUUUAUAAGCCAGAGGUACAGCUCCGGAGGCCAAACUGGUCCAAGUUUGUUGCUGAAGACCUGUCCCAGAAUUGCUUCUGGACAUCGGUCAAGGAGGACCGCUUUGAGAACAAUGAACUUUUCGCCAAACUUACCCAUACCUUCUCUGCCCAGACCAAGACCAAGACAGAUGAGGUAGAUGGAGAAGAAAAGAAAUCUGUGCAAAAGAAAAAAGUGAAAGAGUUAAAGGUGUUGGAUUCAAAGACGGCCCAGAAUCUCUCGAUCUUUCUGGGUUCCUUUCGCAUGCCCUACGAGGAGAUUAAGAAUGUCAUCCUGGAGGUGAAUGAGGCUGUUCUGACUGAGUCUAUGGUCCAGAACCUCAUUAAGCAGAUGCCGGAGCCAGAGCAGCUGAAGAUGCUUUCUGAACUGAGAGACGAGUAUGACAGCCUGGCCGAGGCAGAGCAGUUCGGGGUGGUGAUGGGCACUGUGCCCUGCCUGCGGCCUCGCCUCAACGCCAUCCUCUUCAAGCUGCAGUUCAGUGAGCAGGUGGAGAACAUCAAGCCGGAGAUUGUUUCUGUGACAGCUGCAUGUGAGGAGCUGAGAAAGAGUGAGAACUUCUCCAGCCUCCUGGAGCUGACCCUGCUCGUGGGGAAUUACAUGAACGCUGGCUCCAGGAAUGCGGGUGCUUUUGGCUUCAAUAUUAGCUUCCUCAGUAAGCUUCGAGACACCAAGUCCACAGAUCAGAAGAUGACACUGUUGCACUUCCUGGCUGAGUUGUGUGAGAAUGACUACCCUGAUGUCCUCAAGUUUCCAGAUGAGCUCGCCCACGUGGAGAAAGCCAGCCGAGUUUCUGCUGAGAACUUGCAAAAGAACCUAGAUCAGAUGAAAAAACAAAUUUCCGACGUGGAACGUGAUGUUCAGAAUUUCCCAGCUGCCGUAGAUGAGAAAGACAAGUUUGUUGAAAAAAUGACUAGCUUUGUGAAGGAUGCCCAGGAGCAGUAUGACAAGCUGCGGAUGAUGCACUCUCACAUGGAGACCCUCUAUAAGGAGCUGGGCCAGUACUUCCUCUUCGACCCUAAGAAGGUGUCUGUGGAGGAAUUCUUCAUGGAUCUGCACAACUUCAGGAAUAUGUUUGUGCAAGCAGUCAAGGAGAACCAGAAGCGGCGGGAAAUAGAGGAAAAAAUGCGACGAGCAAAACUAGCCAAGGAGAAGGCCGAGAAGGAGCGGCUGGAGAAACAGCGGAAGAGAGAGCAGCUCAUAGACAUGAAUGCAGAGGGCGAUGAGACAGGUGUGAUGGACAGCCUUCUAGAAGCACUGCAGUCAGGCGCCGCAUUCCGACGGAAGAGAGGACCCCGUCAGGCAAACAGGAAGGUUGGGUGUGCAGUCACAUCGGUCCUAGCCUCCGAGCUGACCAAGGAUGAUGCCAUGACUGCAGUUCCUGCCAAGGUGGCCAAGAACAUAGAGGGAGUCCCCACAGCCCUUGAGGAAACCAAGGAGUUGAUUGGCUGUGCGAGCUAAGCUGGCCUGUGGCCGCAGCAGCUCCUCGGGGGGAACCGGCCUGCUGCUCUCUGUACAUCACACACAGCUUCAGCCGCCUGGAGGACAGAAGGAAAGGGCAGUGUGGGGGCGGCCUGGGCCCAACCCGGCCAGCCCGCUGCUGUAUUUACUAAAGCAGGCUCCGUGCCUGCUGCCUUAACCCUCAGUGUCUCCUCGCUGUCACCCUGAGGCCUCGUCCCCGACAAGGCCCUGCCUGCUUCCUCACCCCCGCCUUUCCAGGGGGCUUUCACUGUCACCUCGUCGGCCUUGCUGGGUUUGUGCUUUUCUUUCGUGGUUCCUCUGGCCCUGAGAACGGCAUGGGGCUUGUGGACCUUGGGGCUGUAUUUCUCCUCCCACUGCUGUCACCCCCACUCCCCUCUCCCCUCUCCUGGCCGUUGUUAUUUAUUACUAGUGAUGUGGCAUUGGGAGCUACUUCUAAGGAGGAGGGGAGCAAACCUCAUCCGUACCCCACCUUCCUGGGGAAAGCUUCCCAAAACAAAAAGGACCUGGACCACUUUAUCUGCUCUGCAGUGGCCUGGGCCCUAGCCCGUGGGCAGGCAGGCAGGGCAGAGACAUGGUGGGGCCCACCGCAGCCUGCUGCCAUGCUUUGUGCCCUCGCCUUUCUGGGCCCUCUGCACCAGCCCCAGCCUCCCCGGAGCUUGGGUGCAUCUCAUCUGGAAUAUGGGCUGUGGGGGAGUCCCGAGCCCAGCCCUGCCAGACCUCACCCUCUGUCUCCAAGGAAAUGGGAGGUGGAGCCUCUGGCUGAGAAAUUGUAUUGCAAAUUGAUCUAUUUUUGUAUGAAUCUUUUUUUUUUUUUUUUUUAAGGAAAAUAACUCCUCCUUUUCCCUUCCUCCUCCGUAACGGUAAUAGGCUUUGAUGGCAGGUUUGAGAGAGUCCCUGGGUUUUCUCCCCACGGGCCUCAAUCCUGAACAAGUCCCCUGGACCUCCACCUCAGCUCUCCAGCCUUCCGGGCCCUUGCGGCCGAUGCAGGUUCUCUUUCCCAGCAUCCAGUUUUGGGGCAGAAGGAAGCUCUUCUCCGGUUAAGCUGGACCAAGCCCAAGAGUAGUGGGAGCUCUGAGACCACAGAGUUUUUAUAAAUUCAAUAUAUUUAUCAAGCCAAAUGUGCAGAUGCUAACUGGAAGUUCUGAGCCCACAUGCACCCCUGCUUCCAUCUCAGCAGUGGGCAGGCCUCACUGUUCCGUGGCCCCAGCCCCAGGAAGCUCAGAUUCUCUGGCUCAAGGUGAUACUUUGCCCUCUUUGUUGUUCCCUCAGACUUCCACCCCCAGGUAGGGAGAGAAUGGCACUGUUAGGGCCUGGCCCGGAAUUAUAUUUGACAGGAGGCAGGUUCUGGUUGUCCCAGAGAUGCAUGUGUGAAGGGGCAACAGCAGCCCCUCUGAGCUAUUCCUGGGAAGACUGGUGCAGGGGCCUGCUGCUCCUCUGGGUCCCCUCCUAUUCCCUGCUGACACCUGGGGCUUUGACCCUUUCUUUUUUAAAUCUACUUUUGCCAAGAUGCAUUUAAUAAAAAAAAAAAAAAGGAGGGGGACAGAAUGCAAACGUAUGUCCCUCGCCUCUUGGGCUUCUGGGAUGUCAUCACCUCCGGUUCAUUGGAUUUGUUUCCAACUGUUAAUAAAGCACUGACUUCAGCAGCACCGCC